Molecule: messenger RNA, 3485 nt
Organism: Lytechinus pictus (painted urchin)
Lineage: Eukaryota; Metazoa; Echinodermata; Echinoidea; Temnopleuroida; Toxopneustidae
Exons: 10
Coding region: 1-1617 (538 amino acids)
Source: RefSeq, a predicted model, not a curated record
AUGGCGGACGACAAAGUUGCUUCGUUGUUGAUGAAAUGGGAGCUGACCGACCAAAUCGUCAAUUUUAGAAAUUGUGGCAUUGACUCAUCAGCAUUCAAGCUGCUUGAUGCAAAUCUCGUGAAGGACGUGAUCCCGCAGUUGGGUCCAAGACUUAAAUUCAUUAACCGUUUUGAUGACUGGAAGAGAAAGGAUAAAGCAAACGAUUCUGCAGAAUCUAUACUGACAGGCAUGCAGAUGGGCUGGGAGUCACCCGAGCUGUCUGAUGAUUUCAUGAUAUCAGAUGUGGAAUCAGUUGCUUUAGACCUUUCUCAGGCUUCAACUAUUGCAGUAGAUGAAGAUUCAUGCUCAUCAGUAGUCAAUGAUUUGAACAGCAGCAGUGACACGCCACCACUCAAGCGCCAGAAAGCAGUAAGAUACGAUGUGGGUGAAAUUCUAAAGAAAACCAUGGAAGGAAGAAAAACGUUGGCGGAAGUAACUCGAAUGAAAGUCUGCGCACCACACAACACUCGUGUCGUCUGUAAUUUGUGUACAGAGCACCUUGUAAACUUGCAUGGCCUAAGACCUGGCCCUGACAUGAAACGGGCAAUGGCCUCCUCAAUCGUCGCAGAAUUCCCCUUCUUGAAAGAUCCAGCUGGAAAUGGAGAUGAGGAAUGGUACUUCAAAAGCUCCAAAUGUCCUGCAGGUGGUAGGAUAGAGAAUAGACUCAAGUAUUUAAGAAGAAUAACAGCGGAGAAAGACAAGAAGCAAGUCGGGGUUGGCAGUCCUGAGGAUAUAGCUUCAACAUCUUCCAGUGAGGAUCUAGCAUCUCCUCAGAUGAAUUAUGAUCUUGCAGACAUGAAAGUCAUCACUGAAUGGUUGAAAAGUCAUAACACCCCCCAAAAAGAUGUUGUGGCCAAAAUGCAGCUGACAUCAGCAUACAGAAAGGACUUUGUACAUUCAACACUGCCGGGAAGUUCCAGACAAAAGCCUUUUGUGGCUGAAGUGCUGGAUGAGUUUCCACAUCUCCUUUCCCCUGGAAUGAUUGAGCAAGACUACGAAAUGCUGUUUUCGGGGAGAGGAAAGCACCUCUAUACAAAGUGGCCGGUGGUGUCUGCGUGCAUCCUAGAAUAUGCAAACCGAGUAAGCCCAGGGUGGAAGGCCAGAUUUAACGUUCAGCAUAGAAAAGACACAGACUUCAGUCAAGAUGAGAGGAUGAACCUGGCAUUUUGCCUUCUCUCGCAUUUGUUCCCUGGAAAGAAGUCAACAAAGGGAGGAAGAGCUUCCAUCCAAGAAGCCUUGGAUAAUUUCAUUGACUUUCAAAAGGAGGGGACCAAUGUAGAGGCAUAUAAAUCUACGCAUGGGAGAAAGCAACCGUUCAUCCUGGCCCUAGGAGGACACUACGGCAAUCCAGCUCAGACUUUUGUUGUAUUGGAGAACCACGUUCUUGAGCAGAAGAGUCUCAUUGCAGCUGUAGAUUUGUGCUACAAGAUCUUUCAGGUCUUUGAUCUACAGUAUCCAUGCCAGGCGCGGGCAAUGUGGGUCGUAAUGGACACCAUUGCUUUUGAUGUCAAACCAGGAGCUCAAGAAUCUGGUUCAGUGAGAGCCUUCAGGGCAUAUUACCAUUUCAACCAGAAAUGAAGCCUUGGAAUGUGUUGUUCUAUCAACAGGCCUUUUGAUAUUGAAAUGAUCACUUAGAAAAUUGUCAUUAAAAAGAAAACGGAUUUAUGAACCCCAAACUAUUAUAAUAUUUUGAAAGAGUAACUCCUCCCACAUCUUCGGUACCAUUUUUGUGUGGUAUGUGUUUACGCUUGGAUGAACAUAGCACAUUGAUCAAAAGAUGUAAAAAGUGUCAAAGUAGGGGUGUAGUAAAAAUAACCCCCCAAAAAACAACCCCACACAUAUCAAACUGGUGUAACUUUUUAACGGAACAGUAUUGAGCAAAAUAACUUAAAAGAAGUGUUCUUACACCUAACAACUACAUUCUGUGUAAAAAAUGAGAUAGAUCCGUGGAGCCAUUCACGAGUGAGCACACGUCAAAGAAAACAAUGAUCACUUUUCAAGAGUAUCAAUAGUCCUUUUUAUGUCUAUAAGUGACCAUUUUCUCUUUGAUGUGUGCUCACUCAUAGAAUACUUGAUAGAUCAAUCUAAUCUUUACACAGAAUUUAGUCGAUAGGUGUAACAGCACUCUUGCUAAGUUACUUUGCUAAAAACCUUUUCGUUAAAAUGUUAUGCCACUUUGAUAAGGAUGGAGUUGCUUUUUUGUUGUUUUUAUUUUUUGGCACAAGUCGAAUUAUACAUGUUCGCAAACAAUGCACCAUGUUCAACCAAGCGUAAACACAUUCCACAUUAAAUGGUGACGAAGAUGCGGGAAAAGUUACUCUUCCAAAAUAUGUAUAAUUUGGGGUUCAUAAAUUGGUUUUCUUUAUAAUGAAAAUUUUCUAAGUGUUUAGUUUUUUUUAGUCACUUUGUAAUGCAGCACAGUUUUUAGAUUUACAAUUCCUGUUGUUAUCUUAGGAUUUUAAUAACAUCAUAUUCAUGUUCUUUGGAAAAACCAAUCAUACAGAAAGAUGCUUUGCAAUGCGCUCUCCAUUGUUCUCUCAAAUAAUCAACAACUCUUCGAAUUUGUAACAUUUUGAAUUAGCAUUGGUUUUUAUAUGAGGGCAACUCUUGUGUUGCAUAUUGUCCUGGGCAUGUUUCAUUGUUGUAGUUAUAUGCAGCCAAAACGUUAACAGCAUAUAUUGAGAUUUUUAUUGUGAACCAAAUUUAUGGCUUAUGUACAUGCCAUUUUCUGUAUUUGUUAAUUAUAUAUAUGCCAAUACAACAAAAUACAAACAAAAAUGUGGCCAGGACUACUUCACACAAAUGGGGCAAACAUCAUGGUUUUUGCGAAACCCAUAAACUGGCACUGGUAUGAAGCCAUUCUACUAAUUCUGAGUGGAUAUUGGGUGUGAGUGCAUUAGUGAAAAUGCCAAAAUAAUAGUGACCACGGUUUCUAUCAGCUACAUUUUGAGUGUUUUUCUUCUUGUAAAAACAAUGAGAAAUUACAUGGAACAGAUGCUUCAGCCUUCUUCAAUUUUGACACAAAAUUGCACACUCUUUCAUGCUGUGAAAAUUUGUUAGAAUCAGCUUGAAUAUGAAAUUUUUGAAAAAUGGAAGAUUAAAAAAAUUGUAUUUUUUCUGUCCUAAGCGUAUUAAGUGUUAAAGAACAAGAGCCAUUUUUUCUUGUUUGCUCUGCAGAUUAUUGAAGUUCUUUUGAGGUCAAAUUUUAGAGGGUAGACUAUAAUCAUCUGAUCAUUAUCUCUAAUUGCUAAAUACAAAAGUGUCUUAUUUUCCUAAUUAUGCAACUACCUUUUACUUCUUGUUUCUACAAUAAUAAAUGUUGGGCUUCUUUUUUUCUCCCUUCUUUUUUUUAGGCUGAAUUUCCUUAGAUUUUUUAAUGUUCUGUGUUUUGCAUUUUAAUAUUUGCUUUCUUGUUAUAAGAUGAAAAAAUUAAAAGAUCUUUUUGU